UUAAUUAAAAGCCAAUGGCACAAUGCUAAGUCAUCUCUCUUCUAAUUGGAGAAAAGAUGAGGGGUUCUCCAAGUUUGGAGGGGGAGAGUCACUGAAUUCAGAGGUAGCCGGAUCCCAUACCCCCCAGGUGCCCGUGCCCAGCUAAGGGAUGGGCGACGAUGCCUGAGGGGCCAGGGCCGGGCCAGUCUCCAGUUAAGACUGGGGCUCAAGCCAGCCUUAGGCUUUGGAUCUUGCUAGUUCCUGGCUGACCCAGCCCGGGUCCUUAGUUAAGGGUCUCUAAGGAAGAGGUCGAGGUUAUCCGGCACCUCAGCCUCGCGGGCGGCUUCCCACAAGGCAGUAAAGUUUCCUCACAGUUCCUUCCCAUAAGUGAACGAGUCUCCUCACAAGACGGAACUAUGACUAGAUUCACAACUGACUAGAAAGGGAACUGAGCCAGCUCCAGAACCGAGUCACAAGAUGGAGUCGGCGGGUUUCACUCACUUCCCACAGUCCUCUGUUUGCUGACCUAAUGUCCUCAGUGAGGGGGGAGUGGGCGCCCGUUCCCUCGGGGCUCUCUCGGUCAGAUCUGCAAGGUCUUUCAUAUGUUGGUAAUUAGAAUCUCCUAAAUGAGGUUUCAGGCCAAAGGCCAGAGAGGGCUCCCAGUGGACUGAUUUUGAGAAGGGAGAUUUACAUGUUUCCAAGGCAACCAAGAAAAGCAAACAGAAGCAUCGACACCAACUGGAGGACACGUGGCUUCUCCCCCCCUGGCCGCCCCUUUGCCAUCUUGGGCAGCUGAAAUCCCCAAACUCUCUUACCCGGCUGUGAAACGGGGUGACAAAAGCCCAAACCCAGCCUCCAUCUCAGCGCCUGGCACCACUGGCCCGGAGGGGGUACCUGUAGGCAGCUCGGCAGCUGGUGAAAGAAAGAGAGUGGGAGCCUGGAGACAGAAGGCUGGCGGAACCCCAAGGAGCCCUGUGCUGACACAUGGCCGGGAGAGCCGGGCCGAGGGGGGCACCCGAGAUGCUCCGUCUCUGUGACCCCUGGGAAUGUGGAGCAUCAGGAUGCUCUCCCCUCAGUCCCUUGCCCCCCUUCCCUCUCCUCUGUCUCUCCUCUUCCUCGCCCGCCACAGAUGGGGGUCACCAUGUAGAGAACUCAGGGGUGAGCAGCUGCAGGGAAGGUGCUGACCUGCUUUGGUAGAGAAGGUCUCCCUGAGGGGAUUUCCUGACUAUAAGUGCUGUCACAGACUUGGGGCCCAGCCCCGUUUCCAUCUCUUGCUCCUAGCCUCAGUGUUCCUAUCUACAAAGUGGGGAUAAUCCUGGAGGAAGACUGUGCAGAACACCGAGGGCUACAUAGCUGUCUGCUCUCCAGAUCGUCCCAAUGUGUGGCUCAAGGAGAGAAUCUACAAAGAGCAAAGAAGCACCGGGGUCAAGUGAGGGACUGUGAAAAUGGGGCAUCAGCCAAGGGAAGUGCCUGGCGCCGGGCACAGGAAGCAGAGCAUUGGGAGCCUCCUUGACCACUCUGAAUCUCCGGGAAUUGGAGGGGGAAGGAGGCAGAGGCAGGAGAAAGGUCACUGGCCCCCACCGACCUCUGGCAAGGCCCUCCUUUCUUGUGCCGCCGCCUCUCCACCUAUAAAGGGAGCUAGACCCAACGGCCUUCCCUCCUUCCCCAGACGUUGGGAUGGAGAGUGAGGGGGAGCCCCGCGAGGACAAAGGGCCGGCAGCAGGAAGCUCCAGUCAGAACGUGGCCGGGGCCUGGGGCCUUCUGGGCUCAGCUCUCCCCAGCACAUCUUUCCCCCGGGUGGUCUCUCAUAGACUAGUAACAGCCAACAUCUGUAAAGCACCUGAGAGGGCUGACGAAGCACAUUACUUCCUUUGAUCCUCAUUACUCCCUAAGUGUUGUUCCUAUUCCUGUUCUAUAGAAGAGGAAACUGAGGCUGGAGAGAAGUUGUGUCUUGUCUUACAGCUGGCCGGUGCUUGGGAGUUUAAAGGUCACUCUACUGAGACUUGACUCAUAGGGGAAAAAUGAUCUUUUUGUUCUGAACACGCCACGUCCUCAGAUUGUUUCAACACAGAAUUGCAUUUUGGGAGCCUGAAAUGAGGUGGGUUUGGGGGAAGGCUCCAGGCUGAGCACCGAGGCGGCCUUGCUCCGUCAGACCCGGGGAAGUGUUUCCUUCCGAAAGUUUCCUUCAGGACUCGCCGCCACCACCAAGUUUCUUUCCAGCUGGGAAAGCAAACAGUGGUUGGCGGAACAAGCUCCGCUCGUUCUCCCCCCCUCAGUCAGCGCUGAAGAAGGGCUGGGACGCUUCACCAGGUACUGACGGCCUCCCUCUCGGUUGGCAGCCAGUCGGGCGGCCACCGUCCUUUCCGGAGCCCCUGCCAGGGUGGAAAGAUCCCCAGGGAUAGGGGACGGCCUCCCCCCUUCCUAAUCUCAGCUUCCCUCUCUCGGAUGGUUCGUUGCUAGGAGGAGUUCAUCCUGGGCCGUGGAGGGCAGGAGAGCCCCGAGUCUGGGUCCCGGCCAGUGACCGAGGACCUGGCUGCCCUGGGCACCGGUUAUUAGCCCAUCGAGAAACAGUCCGUCCUGUGGUUGCCUCGGAGCUCCUGGGUGGUCACAAGCAUCUGAGGAGAUGACUCAGUACGUUGUAAAGUGUCGGUCAUCCCCGGCAGAGCCCUCAAGGGUCAGAGCCCAGAGAGGGAUGGCAGAGCGGGGACCCCCGCCUGGUACCCUGUCUUCCCCCUUCACUAGAAAACCUCCACAAAGAGGAGCCCUCCGUCACCUCUUCUGUUACUGCCACUGUCUCCUUCACCAUCAUCAUCACCGCCUCCAUCACCACCGCCGCCAGCACAGCGGGCCCCUACACAGGGAAGCAGCCUCCAUUGCUCUGUGGGUGCUUCCCCUUCCAUCCUCCCCAUGCCGCUGUUGGGGCAGGCGCCUUCCCCGUCCCCCGAGUAGUCGCCAGGUCCCCUAAGCUUGCCGGGACUGACUGAUCAUCGCCUGCCUUCCUGCCGCCCCGUGGCCCUUCCUCCCGCCACUCCCUCCCAGGAUCUCCGGCCACUCCCGCCCUCACGCCUCAGCCCCUGCUUCUGACCCUCUGGGUGUCUUUUCUGCUCUGGGUUCCCUUCCUCCGCUCGGGCGAGAGCGCUGGCAGGCCGCAGCGGUCUCGGGAGAGCGGUGCCAAUAACGGGGCUUUUUAAAAAACCUUCAAUGCUCUCUUUUUACAUCACCCAGCCUCUCCCCACUCCCUGCCACUUCCAGCCACAGCCAUCCAUGCAACAAAGAACAUUUGCAACACGGAAACAGCUCCUGCUCUGUGCCAGGGAUUGACCCAGAUGCUGGGCACACAAGUGUGAAGAAUAAAAUGGCCCUUUUUCCCAAGGAGCUUCCAAUAGAGGAGACAAGGGGGGAGUGAAAAUUGGAUGCUUUUGAGAAGAAUGAAGAGGAAUCUCUGCCGAGCACUAAGGGAGCUUGGGAGGGCGCCUCGCUCGGGAGGGGCCCGUGGCCUCUGAAAGGAUGAGAAGGAAGCUGCUCCCCAAGAAAGAUGGAAGAACUGAGGACCCGGACAGUGGAGGAGCUGGAGAAGUUGCAGGAUGACCCAGAAGAGAUCAACCGACUGGUCAUGGAGUCCCCCGAGGUCCAGGACCUGCAGCUGGAGCGGGAGAUGGCGCUCGCCACCAACCGGAGCUUGGCCGAGCGCAACCUCGAGUUCCAGGCGCCCUUGGAGAUCAGCCGCUCCAACCUCCUGGACAAGUACCAGGAGCUGCAGAAGCUGGUGGAGAAGUGCCAGGAGCAGAAGGCCCGGCUGGAGAAAUUCUCCUCAGCGUUGCAGCCAGGAACCUUGCUGGACCUUCUGCAGGUGGAAGGCAUGAAAAUCGAAGAGGAGUCAGAGGCCAUGGCUGAGAAGUUCCUGGAGGGGGAGGUGCCCUUGGAUACAUUUCUCGAGAGCUUCGCCUCCAUGAGGAUGUUGUCCCAUUUGCGCCGAGUUCGAGUGGAGAAGCUUCAGGAGUUGGUGCGGAAGCCCAGGGCCUCCAAAGAACCAGCCAGGCCCGUGGUCCCGCCUCGGCCGGUCAUCGAGACGACUACUGCUGUGGCAGAGGCCCCUCCGGCCCCCCCCGCUGCUCCCGCGCUCCCUGCGACGGGCCCCCCCUACCCCCUCCCCUACAACCCCGCCCCUAACCUGGGUGUGGGCCCCCUGGCCCAAGGAGCUCUGCCUCUGAGCCCUUUCCCCGUCACCACUCAGCCCUCUUACCCUUACCGGGGCCCUUCCGGGCCGGCCUAUGCACCAGCGCAGCCCGCAGGGGCUGCCCUAGGGCGCCCGUGGUCCCCUCACUCCUCCCCCGGACCAGGGGCCUACCCCAUGGCCCGAGGCCCAGCUCCCAAUCCAGGCUACCCACAGCAGGCCUAUUUCCCGGCAGGAGGAAGGCCACCUUACCCAACUCAGGCCCCUGCCUACCCAAGCCAGCCCCAGAUGCCGAAUUUUCCGAGGCAGCCCCGACCCUCGGGGCCUCCUCAGCCCCCAUACCCAACAGGCCCUGCGCUCCCCUAUGGGUUUUCCACACCGCAGGGGCCUGUCUGGCCUGGGUACUAGACAGGAUCCUCACCCGCGGCCUCCCCUCCCCCCAACCUGUGCCACGGGCCGUGGUCCUCCAGGGCCGCCGCCUGAGAUUUGGGUGAAAGAGCUCUUGGCCCUGACCGUGGACUUUGGAAGGAGGCGCCCGAUAAACCAGGGACCGUGUCUAUGAUGGCAGAGGGUCUUUUCAGAGCCUUGACCCGCCCGACACAUUAAGGGAUCCAUCACCCGGCGGCCUGUGGGCAGCCUCAGUGAGCCACGGCAUGAAUUCCCACUGCACCGACAGCCUUGUGGUCAACCAGCCAGUCCAGUGCUAGCCAAAUUGGGGGGGGGGGGGAGAUGUGGAAGUUCUCUGUGUCCACAUGGACACUGAAAUCAAAACACGCGUUGUCACGGCCCCUCCCCACCCCCCAGCGGGAUUCUCUGUUAACACCGUCCCUGGUGGACAUGUUCACACUGGCCAGUGGGAAGGAGUGAUCUUUGGAAAGUGUCUCCAUCCGAGCUGAGAGAGCGUGUCCUGGGCUUCCCUAUGGGCUUAGGUUAUGUUCAGGCCACUUAAUAUUUUCCCAAAUCUUUUACUUAUAUAAUAUAUGCUAAAAUACUAAUAGGCAGAAGUCAAAUAAGCUUGCACCAUUUGAUGGCUCCUGAGGCUGUGGGGAAAGCAGAGUGGGCAGUGAGUCCCUCCCCUCUUUAAACCUGGGGGUUCUGAGAACUGGGGCGGCGGCCGGGCCCCCCCGGCAGAGUAUGGAACAAGCAGCCGCAGCAGAAGUUGGGGGCUCCCGUGGAGGGUGCCCUGGGAAGAGUCACCCUCCUUCCCCUUGGGGAGCUCCGUGGCCACCAUGUUCUCUCAGAGCCCCCACUUUACUCUUCAGUGCCUUUGAUCUUGGCAGCCUCUUUCGAGUCCCCCUCAUGCCCUUCUCCCCGUUUUUCUCAGCAAAGCUUUUCUCUUGAGAGAAGUUCUGAAAGUCACCCCCAAACGGUGCUUUCCAAACACUAAAAUGUUGCAUCUCCCGCGUCUCCCACCUGUCCUUGGGUGGAAGCCGAAGGCCGGGGCUCCCUCCUCCUUGUUCUUGGCAGCCCCCGCUAGCUCGUGGGUGUCCGAAAGCUGUGAUGAGGGUGCAAGAGCUGACCCUUGAGAGGUUGGACAAGGGAGCGGUGACGUGGUUCCUUCCACAGUCACUUCGGUUACUUGGGCAGACCCCGGAGCUGCUAUUGACCCGAAAGUUGAAUGUACCUUGGACUGUCCGAGGCCGAGCGGCUGAGCCCGGCAGGGCUUGACGGAGACGGAGGGUUGGUGACGCCACUUUGUUUUCUCAACAUUUUGCCAAAUUCUGCUUGCUUUCGCAUAAAUUAUAAAGAGAAAUGACUAAUGGGC
Molecule: messenger RNA, 5918 nt
Organism: Sarcophilus harrisii (Tasmanian devil)
Lineage: Eukaryota; Metazoa; Chordata; Mammalia; Dasyuromorphia; Dasyuridae
Gene: VPS37C
Product: VPS37C subunit of ESCRT-I
Exons: 5
Coding region: 3515-4561 (348 amino acids)
Biological process (GO): protein targeting to vacuole; protein targeting to membrane; ubiquitin-dependent protein catabolic process via the multivesicular body sorting pathway
Cellular component (GO): ESCRT I complex
Source: RefSeq, a predicted model, not a curated record